AAAAUGAGUAAUCUAAAUCACACUGAACAAUGGGUGGGCAUUGGACUUGUAACCGGAGCUUUAAUUUUAUCAGCCUUCUCUCUGAUUAGAAUGCUUAUUCUUCGAAAUGCCGCUUCAAAAUACUUACUAUUCCCAAUCAUCAAUACACUAUUAAUAUUAGUGGAAAUAAAUACACUUGUGCAAAUAUUUAUCAUAAUUCAUUCGGACAACGCUCGUCUUCAAUUACUAACGAAAACUAUAAAUGAUUUUUUGUAUCUUUUAUCGAAGCCAAUUAUUCUUUAUUUGGCCUAUGAACGUUGUCGUACUGUUUUUCGACCCUAUCAAAAAUAUCCGUGGGCACAUUACGCUUUUAUUUUCCUUCGAAUUGCACAAAUAUUUUCAGUAUUAGUCGGCGACAUAAUUUACAUCGAAAGAGGUGACUACAAUAUGGGCUCGCAUGACCUUUCGAUUUUGAAAAAAAUUCGAGAUGGAUAUGCACCAGUUCCACGGAUUUAUUAUAUCGUGUCAGAAACAAUAUUUUUCGUUUUACUAUUCAAAACUCUACGAGUGUCCGGUGGCUCAAAAGAAGACGGGAAAAUUUUGUAUUACCGUCGUCUUCAAGCCAUUUCAUUCUCGGUGGAUUUGUCGCUCUUAUCAGCAAUGAUUAUAUAUCGAUUAAUCAAUACGUUCGAAAUAGUACCUACAUAUGAUUAUGUUGAUGUAUUUUGCACGGCAUUCACUGUCUUUAAUAUGACUCAAUUUGGUGUCAAGAUCCCGAAAUUAUUCAAAACUCGAAAAAAUAUACAGAUAAAAUCAUCGAACUCGAAUACCAAAAAGUGUAAAUCUUUCCUUAAUUUUGAUAACGAUCCUAUUUGGAAGUUAAAAUCGCCACCACGUACUCCAACAACCCCUAAAAUUCCUGGUCAAUUUGUGCGUAAUAUGGAUAAAAACAAAAACAACGAGCAAGCAUUUAGCAUUCAAGUAUCAGUUCACGAUGUAAUAACCACAACUCAAAACCUUGACCAUCAUCAAAAAGGUUACGUGAAAUCAUCUAAUCAAGUGAACACUGAAAUGUGA
This is a messenger RNA of Ambispora gerdemannii, 1056 nucleotides long. The record is from the annotation of a GenBank genome assembly. Lineage: Eukaryota; Fungi; Glomeromycota; Glomeromycetes; Archaeosporales; Ambisporaceae.